ACUUGGCAGCAUUUUUUGGGAAAUAACGGAGAUGAUGACUUUUAUACGUAUUUUUGUUUUGCGGUUUAUAAAUUUUGUAGCAGUUUUUGUGGAAGUUUAUUGAGAGCAGAAGUAAUAUAAUUGUUUAUAGGCCUAAAGUUUGACGAAAAUAAAAUGGAUGAAGUAGAGCAGUUUUUCGAUUUUUCAAAGGAGUUCACCCGUAUACCAGCACCGAGAGGAUAUAUCUCUAGCAACCCUGCUGCCGCUGCCGGAACAAUGAAUAGUGGCAGACCGAUUAAGCGUGAAUUUUUUGGUGAUCAAUAUUCAAAGGAAAUUGCCGAACGAGAAAACAAACGUUUGAUGGAGGAGGGGGACGCCUCGAUAGAAGAUUUGCAUUCCUCACGGCAAGGCGUAACAUCUUCGACUUGUAUGGAUGAACUGGAAGGCUUAAGUGAAGAUGAUGAUGAAUUUAAACCAAAAUUAAAUAGAGUCGAAGAUAACAUCUAUAAAAAAUAUGACUUCAAUUUAAAACGCGAUGAAUCUCUUCCUAUACAUGAUAAUCGAGAGCAAAUAUUAAAUGCUAUACGAAAGAAUCCUGUGGUUGUGCUUGAAGGUGAUACUGGUUGUGGAAAAACUACACAGGUGCCCCAAUAUAUUCUCGACGAGGCUUAUACAAAUCGGGAAUAUUGUAAAAUAGUUUGUACACAACCAAGGCGUAUUGCGGCCAUAUCCAUUGCAAGACGUGUGUGUCAUGAAAGAAAGUGGGAAGAAGGGUCUGUUGUUGGCUAUCAGGUUGGUUUGCAUGCGCAAACAUCAGAAGAUACCCGCUUGCUUUACUGUACAACAGGUGUCCUUCUGCAAAAGUUGAUAAAGGAAAAAACCCUUAAACAAUUUACACAUAUAAUACUUGAUGAGGUACACGAACGUGAUCAGGAAAUGGACUUUCUACUUAUAAUCAUACGAAAGCUGUUAACUACAAACUCUCGUGGUGUAAAAAUAAUACUUAUGUCGGCUACAAUCAAUGCCGGAGAGUUCUCCGAUUAUUUCACCAUACGUCGGAAUCCGGCGCCAGUUCUACGUGUUGAUUCGCGGCGCCUGUUUCAGGUGCGCGAGUUUUACUUGUGCGAUUUAUAUCGCAUUAAUACUUCGAACAUUGAUGUUGAUAUAUCUGACCCUGGGAUCUCUAAAGAUAUGUAUAAUAUAGCACUCAAAUUGAUUAUUGUCAUAGAUAACAUAGAAAAACAGGAAGCUUCAGUUUCUCUGGAGCCUGGCGUAAUAAAACAAACCUCUAUACUCAUCUUUUUGCCGGGUAUCAACGAAAUUGAUCAAAUGUGCAACAGCCUUAAAUCAUUGAGUGCAUCUGAUGAAAAUAAUGUGAAACUCUUUCCUAUACGUUUGCAUUCAUUAAUAUCGCCGGAUGAACAGAGUAAAGUAUUUAAUAAUCCACCAGGAGGUUUCCGUAAAGUCAUUUUGUCUACAAAUAUAGCGGAAAGUUCAAUUACUGUACCUGACGUUAAAUAUGUCAUUGAUUUUUGCUUGACCAAAUCGCUUGUCACUGAUACGGCAACAAACUUUUCUUCGCUACAAUUGCAUUGGGCAUCUCGUGCAAAUUGUCGCCAGCGUGCCGGUCGUGCCGGCCGUGUUAUGAACGGGCGUGUAUAUCGUAUGGUGUCCAGGAAUUUCUAUGAGCACUACAUGGAGGAGUUUAGUACCGCUGAGAUGUUGCGUUGCCCGCUGGAAACGGCUGUGCUUAAAGCUAAACUUCUCGAUAUGGGUCCACCACCGGAAAUACUUGGUCUGGCCAUGACACCGCCGAACCUCUCCGAUAUACAUAACACUGUAUUAACAUUAAAAGAGAUUGGAGCACUUUAUACAACCGUAAAUGGUAUAUACUCCAUUCAAGAUGGUGACCUUAGCUUUAUGGGUCGCGUAAUGGCUGGCAUGCCAUUAGAUAUUCGUCUAACACGUCUCAUAUUGUUGGGAUAUAUAUUCAGUGCUAUCGAUGAAGCGAUUAUAAUAGCUGCUGGGUUGAGCGUGCGUUCAGUGUUCAGGUCCGGUGUCGAUCAUCAUGGGCAUAACGAAGCGGAUGCGUAUAUAGAAAAACUCGUUUGGGCAGAUGGUUCUGGUUCGGAUUUAUUUGCUAUCUUACGAGCAUAUCGGGUUUGGUCAUCUUUACGUGAACAACGAAAUAUCGACGAAGAAGAUAACGAGCAAAAAUGGGCUAAACGUUUCUAUAUCAAUUUACGUUCAAUUAAAGAAAUGCAUUUGCUUGUACAAGAAUUACGACAACGUCUUAAACACUAUGGCAUACGUGAGCAACAGGCCUAUCAACGUGUUUGUUGGAUUGAUCGUGAAAAGACAAUUAUAUUAAAAAUUAUUAUUGCUGGUGCAUUUUAUCCCAACUACUUUACACGUUCCAAUUUAAACGAUACUGAACGUGAACGUGGCAUUUACCAUACACUUUGUGGCAAUGAUCCAUGCAAUACAGUUUAUUUUACCAGCUUCAAUACACGACAUAUUGGUCAGUUGUAUACAGGUUUUAUAAAGGAUCUGUUUCGUAAUGUACGCAUACAUCCUAAAAACAUCGAGAUACGUUUUCAAACGGGCGCUGAAAGAGUGUUUGUCACCUUUAAAAAGGAUCAAGAUGAUGAUGAUAGUGGUGCAUAUAGAUUGCUAGUGCCAGGGCGCGUUUGUCCCGAGGUAUAUAAGGCAGUGCGUAUGCGUAUGCACGGCAUGCGUACAACUAUUCGUGUUAUGGAUCCUCGUAAUGAAGUGAAAUAUGCUGAGGAACGGCGUAUAGGCAAAAUGAUAGAAGGUGUUUGGCGGCCUACAAAAAAACAACUGAAAAACCCGGAGUUGAUAGUUUUACCUUCUGUAUUCCAAAGAAUGAUACGCGGCUAUAUUUCUCAUAUUGAAAGCUGCAGCAAAUUCUAUUUUCAACCACUCUCCGAAAUGGAGCGUUUGCGAGAAAUCCAUGCACUUUUGAAUAGCCCAGAAGAAAUACAACGUGGACGUUUCAAAAGUCCGGCUGCCAUCUCCAAAGGCAUGAUGGUAUCGGCGCCAUUUGAAAAUAAAUAUCAUCGCGCAAAAGUUUUAAAAGUAUUGACAGCUGCGCGACAACAUUGCCAGUUUAAGGUAUUUUUCAUCGAUUACGGUAAUACUGAUAUUAUAGACUUUGAACAACUACGUCGAUUUUCUUUUCGCUGCGAAAAUCUAAAUGACAUACCAGCACGUAUGUUUGAGUGCCGUCUAGCUAUGGUGGAGCCUUCGACGGUUAAAUGUCCCAGCGGUAAAUGGGCAGAUGAAGCAAUGGAAUUUAUGCAACAGACUGCCGAUGCUGGUGUAGUAGAAAUUGAAAUUUACUCCGUAGUGUCUGCUAUUUCGAAUGUGAUUAUUAAAACAGCCACCGGCACACUUAAUGACAUAUUGGUGGAGAAGGGUUUGGCACAUAAAUCUGAUGAAAACUAUAUGUCCAAGGCCGACCAUGACUUCCGCUCGCGCAAACAAUCUGUCGCUACACGUUUCCUUGACGAAGAUCACUCCAAACAAAAUGAAGAGUACUUACGUUCAAUACAACCAGAAGCCGAUUUGGAAGUAGAUCCACCACCACGCGAAUAUUGCACUCGAAAUAUUACUUUACGUGGUCCCUAUAGUCCUUUGGAAACAAAGAUUUUCUCAGCUGUUCGUAUAGGGACUUGGAAGAGUGUUCAAGUCGAGCGAGAUUCUGUGAACUCAGUAUUGCUUGACACAGAUCCACAGGAUGUGCAUGAACGUUUAAUUGUUGCUGCCAGCAUAACAGAAGCACACAACGCCGAAACACUUACCGCUCGUUCUACAACUCUUAUGCCGAACAUACACGGCUUUGGUGCUUUAAUGACAUUACUUUUCUGUCCUACGAUGCAGAUAAAACGAAAUGUGAAUAAGACGAAAUAUGUUUGUGUAUUAGCUGGAUUGGGUUUUGAUAAAGAAACUUAUAAACCACUUUAUGAAGAGCACGAUAUUGUAUUGAAUUUGGAUGCGGACAUUCUUAAAGAUGACUUAGAGUUGAUCAAUCAACUACGUUAUUGCAUGGACACAAUGUUAUAUACGGAUCCAAGUGAUGAGCGCCCAACAAUAUUACCAAAUAUGCGAGCAGAUUUGUGUGCUAAAAUUAAAAACCUAGUUGUAAGACUUUUAAAUAAGAAUCGCAAAUAUAUUGAAACACAUGUCGACAGCUUCGAUAAUGUGUGGCAGCGUUAUGAUCCUGAAGAAGUGAUCGAAACCGAACCGAUUUAUGGUCAUCGGUCACUGUUUCCCAUGCACUCUGCACUAAAAUUGUACGAUGAGAAGUUUGAUCGUAUACAUGCUUUAGGUGUACAUUGUCAGGAACUGCAUCGCUUACGCCAAUUUGAUGGUGCUAUUCAACCGAUAACCUGCCAGCUAUGCAAUCAAUCGCUAGAAAAUAUUGUGCAACUACGCAUACAUUUGUUGUCUCAAUUACAUCGUGAUCGCGAACAUCAGAUACGUUUUAAAAUGCCAAAGUGUUAACGAGCAGUUGACAUUAUUUUUCUGAGUAACGAAAUAAUUUCGUUUAAAUAUGAAUUUUCUAUAGUUGCAGUCAUUUAAGUUAGUUUAUAAUAUUGACAAUUUGCAUUGUAUAUUAUUGGACGUGAAGUUUUAUAAAAUCACUAGAAUUGCAUUAAUUUUUGCUUACAUUUUUUUUAUUGAAUCAUACA
This is a messenger RNA of Ceratitis capitata (Mediterranean fruit fly), 4694 nucleotides long. RefSeq names its product probable ATP-dependent RNA helicase spindle-E (gene spn-E). The coding region runs from base 154 to 4506 and encodes 1450 amino acids. Lineage: Eukaryota; Metazoa; Arthropoda; Insecta; Diptera; Tephritidae. Gene Ontology annotation, molecular function: ATP binding; RNA binding. The record is from RefSeq and is a predicted model, not a curated record. The transcript is spliced from 18 exons. Gene Ontology annotation, cellular component: intracellular anatomical structure.